GCGAAUAGCAGUGAAGUUCGUCGCAGUUCGCCGAUGAAAUUGCGAGUGGCGAUUGUGGCGCGCAACAGCGGAAGUGACGUUACGCGCGGCGCAAUAUGGCGGACGCUGGGCAACGUAAACAGUACGGCGACCACGGCAGCUCGUAUGUGGAGCGUCGUGUCGAUUCGGUGACGAAUGUGAAAGUCGAUGAUAUGGCCGAGAGAAAAUUCGUAACGCCGAGACGGAAGCGGCACAACGACCACCCUUCUGGGUCAAGGCCGUCGGAAAGGUCGGAUGUACCGAAGGAACCGGCGAGGCCGCCUAGAACGAGGAUGCAGCAGACCGCAAAUGUGACGACGGCUCACAAUUCCAAUUUCGGGAAUGGCGCACAACGUAGCGUAUUUGUGGAAUCACAGCAGAAGCCGACCGAGAAGGCCCCGAUGACGACCCUCGACGAGAACGUGAACCGUGUACCACGACAACAGCAUAAAACAACCGAAAAUAUGGAUUAUCUAGGAAAUCUCGAUCGGAUAGAAAGGCUCUCCCUGAAAAACGGACAGAUCCAAGACGUGGAUGGUGGGCAGCCUGUUCAAGUAGUACUUGCCCAUCCAGAUCAUACCUUUGAAUUAGAUGAAGCUGCAUUGUCAGAAAUUCUCCUACAUGACGACGUAAAAGAUAGAAGUGUGGUUGUAGUAUCUGUUGCUGGUGCCUUCAGGAAAGGCAAAAGUUUCCUUCUUGACUUUUUUCUUCGUUACAUGAACAACAAGUAUACAUUACAAAAUAAUACCGAUUCCUGGUUGGGCGCCGAAGACGAGCCAUUAAGUGGUUUUUCAUGGCGAGGUGGUUCCGAGAGGGAUACUACAGGAAUAUUGAUGUGGUCGAAGGUUUAUCCCGCUACCUUGGCGAAUGGUGAAGAGAUCGCCGUGAUUCUUAUGGACACUCAAGGCGCUUUCGACAGUCAGUCAACGGUGCGGGAUUGCGCGACAGUGUUCGCAUUGAGUACAAUGCUAUCCUCCGUGCAAAUAUACAACCUGUCGCAAAAUAUUCAGGAAGACGAUCUUCAGCAUCUACAACUGUUCACCGAGUAUGGCAGAUUGGCGCUAGAGAGCUCUGAUAGUACACCUUUCCAGAGACUACAGUUCUUAGUCAGAGACUGGGUUUAUCCGUAUGAGGCCGAUUACGGCGCAAAUGGUGGAAAGAAAUUGCUCGACAAAAGACUGGAGAUUUCCGACAGGCAGCAUGCGGAAUUGCAAAGCUUGCGAAAGCAUAUCAAGUCUUGUUUUUCGGAUAUAUCAUGUUUCCUCAUGCCACAUCCCGGUUUAGAGAUCGCGACGAAUCCGAAAUUCGAUGGUAGAUUAUCUGAGAUACAGACCGAGUUUAAGAAACAGUUAAAAGUGCUUAUACCAAUGAUACUGGCGCCGGAAAAUCUAGUGACCAAAAAGAUCAACGGCCAGGUCGUGAAAGCGAAAGAUUUGUUGGAAUAUUUCAAAAGUUAUAUCAAUCUUUAUAAGGGAGAUGAACUUCCCGAACCGAAAAGUAUGCUUGUGGCCACAGCGGAAGCUAAUAACUUAACCGCUGUAGCAGAAGCUAAGGAUUUGUACCUUCAGAUGAUGGAGACCGUGUGCGGUGGAGCGAAACCGUUUUUAGCAACCGCUCACUUAGAAUCUGAACAUCAACAUUGUAUGGACACAGCUCUUCGUCAAUUCCAGAAUAAACGAAAGAUGGGCGGAGAAGAAUUCAGUCAAAUAUAUAUGGAAAAAUUAAUUAAGGACAUGGAUGACGCUUUCUUGCAAUUUAAAGCGCAUAAUGAGAGCAAAAAUAUUUUUAAAGCAGCACGGACGCCAGCAGUGUUUUUCGCAAUUGCCGUUACUAUGUAUAUUUUAUCCGGAAUAUUUGGUCUUGUUGGUCUGUACACAAUAGCGAAUGUAUGUAAUCUUAUUAUGGGUGUUGGCCUUCUCACACUUGUCUUAUGGGCAUAUAUAAGGUAUAGUGGAGAAUUUAGAGAAAUUGGGACACAAAUAGAUGACUUAGCCAGUAAGAUAUGGGAAAAUUGUACUAAUGAAAAACGAUAUUUGAGAAAGCUGAGUGCUAACAGGAGCAAAUAUCUCGAAAAGUUCAUGAAGCCACUCUACCAACAAUUUGUGGAGAAGUCCGUGUCUGUAGCAGUGGCACAGGCUGCUGAAAUAGCGGUAACGAAUUCAACAAUGAACGCCACUGUCACUGCCAAUGGCAAGCCUAAAUUAUUGUAACAUUCAUUCCCGUAAUAUCCUAAUCGUUUAAACGAAUCGAAAUAUCGCAUCCUUAUAUGUUAAGUGGCAUAAUCAAAUUUUACAAUAUCGUGAUGUUUUGACAUACCGCCAUGAAUAGUUUUUUCUCUGUUUAAAACUGGAUUAAACAUUAUGGCUUGGAAGCAUUAAUUUGAAAAUGACUGUGAAUGUAUAUACAAUGUAUUCUAAUUAUAAAACAGCGAUUAGAUUGAUGGAAAUCGUGUGAUUACUAGUAUUGCCUAGUAUAUCCUUGAUAUGGAUGUUGUAAAAAUAAAAUCUUGUACUGGUGAAAAAUACUAUUAUUGUAGCUUGAUCUGAAAGUUUUAAUAUGGAGAUGUUAAUAUAUUUAAAGUUAUUGCAAAUUAUCAAAAAGUAGAAAAGUGCAUUUGUA
Trachymyrmex septentrionalis is the source of this 2637-nucleotide messenger RNA. It is a transcript of the gene atl, whose product is annotated as atlastin. Lineage: Eukaryota; Metazoa; Arthropoda; Insecta; Hymenoptera; Formicidae. The record is from RefSeq and is a predicted model, not a curated record. Gene Ontology annotation, molecular function: GTPase activity; GTP binding. The coding region runs from base 96 to 2228 and encodes 710 amino acids. The transcript has 11 exons. Gene Ontology annotation, biological process: protein homooligomerization; endoplasmic reticulum organization.